AUGGCACAACUCAUUGAAACAAUUCCGAUGGAGGAACUACACUCGAUGAAAAUGGAUGGUGGCUCUCGUGAAUUUAGUCUGUCCUUUCGCAAUAUUUCGUACAGUGUGAAACAAAAGCAUGAUCGUACGCAUUCCGCGAUCCUGAAGAACCUCUCUGGUUCCUUUCGAUCCGGCCGCCUCGUAGGAAUAAUGGGGCCUUCCGGAGCCGGCAAAUCAACGCUGUUAAAUGUGCUCAGUGGGUUUACGAUAGCCAAUGUCACUGGCGAAUUGAUGGUAGAUGGACAGCUUCUAUCGGAACGUCGCAGCCGCAAACUUGUUUCCUACACUCAACAAGAGGUCAAUCUGUGGCGGAGUCUUACUGUGGGGGAAAGUCUCAAAUUCGCGGCCGAGUUCAAACUUGGUAAAAGCAGUACAGCACAGAAGCAAACUAAAGUCCACGAGCUACUGGAAGUUCUGGGAUUGGAAUUUUGUGCUGACACACUUACUGGAGAUAUCUCAGGUGGAGAAGCGAAGCGCCUCUCGAUCGGACUCGAGUUACUAUCCGAUCCAAAAGUGAUGCUCCUGGAUGAACCAACAACAGGUUUAGACUCGGUUUUCGCUUAUCAGGUGUUGGCUCAUGUCCGAGAGCUCGCCGCCCGAGGACGCGUCAUCGCUUGCGUCAUUCAUCAGCCGAACUCUCAACAAUUGCAGAUUAUCGACGAUCUGUUUGUGCUGGCCAGAGGACGCCGGGUCUACAGUGGUCCAACCAAUGAGAUGGUUCCUCGCUUUGCAAGUUUCGGACUCCAUUGUCCUGUUUCAUACAAUCCGGCGGAUUAUGCCCUGGAUAUUGCCAGCCUUGAUCAGGAGGAUGAUCGUCUGGAGCGUCUGAUGAUGGAUGAAGAAAAAGACAUAUUUGGUAAUCAAUCCUCUAUUAUAGUUCCUGUAAAACGUGUCGAUGAGUCAUAUGAACGCUACACUCUGACAACAUUCCAGCAGCUCGGGGUGUUACUACGGCGUACAGCCUUGUGCGUGGCGAGAGAUUCGUUUCAGCUAAAGGCGCGAGUUUUAAUCAACAUUGUGAUUGCCUUUGUCAUAAGUAUCGCUUACUACAAUAUAGGCAACAAUGCUGAUCGUCUCAUAUCUAACACCGCGUUCAUAAUUUUGUCCCAGUUCGUAAUUUUCUUCUCGAGUGUAGCGUCAGCUGUUUUAGUUUAUCCUCGUGAGUCGGCGUGCUUCGUCCAGGAGAGCAAAAAUAAUUGGUACUCGCUUAAAGCAUACUACUGGGCCAAGAUCAUUAUCGAGAUACCUACGCUGUUUAUCUCAUCCUUGGUGUACAUCAUCAUCGUAUACUACUUUACUUCACAACCGUUGGAGGUGUUUCGCUUUGUGUUGUUCACUGGAAUGUGCCUUCUAUUCGGUUGGAUUUCGCAGAUGCUUGGUCUUCUCUUCGGUAGCCUCAUGUCGGUUCAGACUUCCGCCUUUUCGACCAUUAUGGUUUUGAUACCGGCAUAUCUGUUCUCUGGCUUAUUCAUUCCGUUGCGUUACGCCAACUUUUUACUUCGUCCGCUAAUGUAUGUGUCGUUCGUGCGGUACGCGUUCGAGGGAUCUAUCAGUGCGAUCUACGGCUAUGAUCGACCUGAUCCCGAGUGUCCUGAAGUGUUCUGCUAUUUCGGCAAGCUGAAAAAGUUUCUUGGUUUCAUAUCGCUGCCCGAAUUGGCAUAUGAAUAUGAUCUGUUAGCUCUCUUCGUCUGGAUUGUGUGCCUUAUGCUGGCUGUGUAUUUGAGCCUGAGAAGAAGAAUCAAAUCAGACUAUUAA
Anopheles coustani is the source of this 1794-nucleotide messenger RNA. RefSeq names its product ATP-binding cassette sub-family G member 1-like. The coding region runs from base 1 to 1794 and encodes 597 amino acids. Gene Ontology annotation, molecular function: ABC-type transporter activity; ATP hydrolysis activity; ATP binding. The record is from RefSeq and is a predicted model, not a curated record. NCBI's taxonomy places the organism in Eukaryota, Metazoa, Arthropoda, Insecta, Diptera, Culicidae. The transcript is spliced from 7 exons. Gene Ontology annotation, cellular component: plasma membrane.